AUAACCCGGUUUCUUCCCAAAAUGUCCUUAGGUCGGAGAUGCUGCCGGUGUGGCGUCGGUCUCCUCAUUACUCUCGGCCUUACCGGUAUCUUCUUGUGGAUCAGUCUCCAUUCCUCCAAACCUACCCUCAAAAUUGUCGAUUUUUACGUCCCUGCCCUCAACAAAACCGCCUCCGUAUCCAACGCUACAGCCGGAAAACCACCCCGGAAUACCACCAUACUUUUCAUCCUCGAGAUCAAUAACAAGAACAAGGACGCUGGAAUUUACUACGAUGCCCUCAAUGUUACGUUUUAUUGCGGAAAGAACCAUUCUUUCAUGGGGAACGUGACAGUGGAUUCCUUUUACCAGGGGCAUAAAAAGACGGCGAAAAAGAAAGUGGCUUUGCAGGUCGAGAGAAGGGCAUUUUGGGAAGAGGUUUCUCAGGCGGUUUCGAAUGGGACGAAGGUGGUUUUCUGGGUGGAUUUGGAGACGCGGGUGAGGUAUAAGGUGAUGACGUGGAAGACUGACCACCGUACGAUGAGGCUCGAAGGGGAAGUGCAAGUCAAUGACACGGGAACGGAGUCAAAGGAGGAUGGCGUAGAACUCCACUCGCGGUCGGCGGCGCACUUUUGCUAUCUUACGCCUACUUGGAAAAGUCUCGCUGCUGUUCUUCUGUUCUUUUGGGUCUGGUAGUGUGGGGUGGAUUGUGUGCAGUUGAUUCCUUUCCGUGCCCAUGUGGGGCCCAUACGUGAUCGUUCACGACGGUUGGAUGGGUGGGGACCACUUGAAAAUUACUUUCAUCCGGUCAUCAAAGCCAUCUGAUUAAUUGGACGGUGACAGCAAACAUAGGAGUACCGUUUGUUUUGCAGGUCUUAAUUGGACGGAUCAGAUCUUCCGAUCGGGGCGAUUGUUGGAUCAUCUGUAAUUCAGGGUCGAUCACUCCUAUCCAUUGGUCUAUCAUGAUCUUAGGUGGAGCCGUCAAAGGAAUUUCCACCCGAAUGAGGUCAGAGAAUGUACACCGCAUGUCGACCUUUUGAUUUUCACGGACACGGAAUCGGUGGAUCCGCGAACCACCGUCGUCAGUGGAUCCGUGACUGUGGGACCCCCAUGAUGUA
Molecule: messenger RNA, 1094 nt
Organism: Magnolia sinica
Lineage: Eukaryota; Viridiplantae; Streptophyta; Magnoliopsida; Magnoliales; Magnoliaceae
Product: protein NDR1-like
Exons: 1
Coding region: 22-672 (216 amino acids)
Biological process (GO): defense response to other organism
Source: RefSeq, a predicted model, not a curated record